CCGAGGGUUACAUGAGGGAAAUCACUUAACACACAAAGAGGGUACACAGUGUACUACCUCGCCAUUUGAAAGCAUGAGGAAGAGAUCAUAAGGGAGGAUUAGUUGGUGAACCCUAAUUUCAGCAAAUUCAGCUUCAUUAAGAGUUGCGUUAGCUACAAAUGCUAAGGUUAAAGCCACACGGGUGCAUAAAGAAGCUAGAAUGGCUCCAUCAUAUGUGUAUACAGGAGCCGUGUUGUCACAUGCAGGUAACCCUGGCUUAAGAGUUGCGCAUGCCUGCUACCUCCCUCUCAAUGACUGCCUGUCAGUCAGGAGCUUCUUAGUUCUCUGAAUUAGUGCUUAGACCACAGAGGGAGACUUACAAACAGCAGACAUGAGCUUCACCAUCGAGGAGAGAGGCAGGGCAAACACUCAGGACUACAGGGUGUUUUUCAAAGACUCCGCUGGUAAAUACAUCUCUCCAUUUCAUGACAUACCUGUCUACGCUGAUGAAGCAGAGAACAUUUUCCAUGCUGUUGUUGAGGUUCCAAGAUGGACAAAUGCAAAAAUGGAGAUUGCCACCAAAGAUCCUCUCAAUCCACUGAAACAAGAUUUGAAGAAGGGAAAUCUUCGUUAUGUAGCAAAUGUUUUUCCCCACAAAGGCUACAUCUGGAAUUAUGGAGCUAUUCCACAGACAUGGGAAGAUCCCAACCACAAGGACAGCGACACAGGCUGCUGUGGAGACAAUGAUCCUAUCGAUAUAUGUGACAUAGGAAACAAGGUGUGCUCUCGAGGGGAAGUCAUCAAAGUGAAGGUGUUGGGGACUCUGGCUUUGAUUGAUGAGGGAGAAACAGACUGGAAAGUCAUUGUGAUCAAUACUGAGGACCCUGAGGCUGGAGACUUUAAUGAUAUAGACGAUGUGAGACGACUCAAGCCUGGGUACCUGGAGGCAACUUUUGAUUGGUUCAAAAGAUACAAAGUCCCAGAUGGAAAACCUGAAAACCAGUUUGCUUUCAACGGAGAGUUCAAGGACAGGGAUUUUGCCAUUAAAACAGUCAAGGAAACCCAUGAGUUCUGGAAGGCUCUAAUAACGAAGAAGACUGACGCCGGCGAGUUAAAUUGCAUGAACACAAGUGUUUCAGACAGCCCGUUCUGCUGCUCUGCAGGAGACGCAGAGUCUGUAGUUAAGUCUGCAUGUGAUUUUGGAGCUGAAGAUCCCAUUCCAAGUUCAGUUGACAAAUGGUUCUACUAUGAGUAGUGAGAAGACCAUCCUUCCUUCAUCUGAUUGGUCAGCACAUCAGAUCACUGCAUGAACUAAAUGGACUGAGUUUAUGCUUAAUGUCACAAUCAAUGGGUUUUUGGUAACUUUGUGUGGAUGUCUGUUUCUGUUGUCAAAAAUUGCAUAUUGUUUAUUUGUAAUACGUCAAUGUUACAUUUAUUUUAGGAUAAGUAUACUGUGACUUCAGGCUUGAGGACAU
Notolabrus celidotus (New Zealand spotty) is the source of this 1454-nucleotide messenger RNA. RefSeq names its product inorganic pyrophosphatase 1a (gene ppa1a). Bases 371 to 1234 code for a protein of 287 amino acids. The record is from RefSeq and is a predicted model, not a curated record. Gene Ontology annotation, biological process: phosphate-containing compound metabolic process. Gene Ontology annotation, molecular function: magnesium ion binding; inorganic diphosphate phosphatase activity. NCBI's taxonomy places the organism in Eukaryota, Metazoa, Chordata, Actinopteri, Labriformes, Labridae. Gene Ontology annotation, cellular component: cytoplasm. The transcript is spliced from 11 exons.